AUGGCUUCAGCAGAUACACUUUCAAAAGCCCCUAUCAAAGUAGGCGAGUUCACACGACGUAAAAACUGGAGCCAGAGUAUCCUUGACGAAUUGCGAGAUUGGAUGCAUGUGCUUGAAUCAGACUAUAGCAUAAUCUACGGUUCUCCUGCCUCGAGCGAAUGCUUUGGAUACAGUGCUUCUGAAAUGACGGGCCAUCUCAUGACCGAGUUCAUUCAUGUCGACGAUCGAGACUCGUUUGCACGUGCGUUUCUCGCCGCGCGCGAUACCAUGGAACCCUUUCGAGCGCAAUACCGGAUGCAUACCAAGGGUGAUGAAUAUGUCAUUGUUGAGACCACAGGCCAUUUCCAUAAACGAAGCUUCUUUGGCAGUGCACGCGUAUUACCAGUGGAUGCAACGAAUGCUAUGGAAACGUUUUUGGAUUUGAGAAUGGAACAUGAAGCUCUUCAACAACGCUUACGACUACUCAAGCAACAGCAACAACAGCAGCAACAGCAAGAGCAGGAGGAAGAUGAUCAACAACAGCAGCAGGUUGGAUCACCCAAUGUAUAUGCACCAGGCGGCUUAGGAGGUGUCAGCGUAUCAGAUAGCGUAUCCUUGUUUACGGGUUUACAUUUUGAAGCGGGUGAACGUGCACGAGGUAUCUCCAUGGGUGAUAUGAGCCAAAGCGAACUUUUUCAAGUGGCCGGCAAUCCUCCUCCUCCUCCUCCAACCAUUGUUCAAAGACCCAACAUCAUUAUUACGCAACAACGUAACAACAACAAAAAGAAACGUAUCGACGCUGAACAGCAACAACAACAACAACGCAUUUGCACGGAAUGCCAGACAACGGAUUCUCCCGAAUGGCGUAAAGGACCCAUGGGAUCAAAAACGCUGUGCAAUGCAUGUGGGUUACGGUGGUCAAAGACACAAAAGAAACCAUGA
Lichtheimia ornata is the source of this 921-nucleotide messenger RNA. RefSeq lists its product as uncharacterized. The record is from RefSeq and is a predicted model, not a curated record. The coding region runs from base 1 to 921 and encodes 306 amino acids. Lineage: Eukaryota; Fungi; Mucoromycota; Mucoromycetes; Mucorales; Lichtheimiaceae. The transcript is spliced from 3 exons. Gene Ontology annotation, molecular function: zinc ion binding; protein binding; sequence-specific DNA binding. Gene Ontology annotation, biological process: regulation of DNA-templated transcription.